GGAUUACACAUGUGUAACCAUACCAUCUUUCAGUUCCUAUUUCACAGAAGCCUAUCACAAGGACACGGAAGAGAACUGAGAGACCUGUAGGGUUAGGUUUGGAGCAAAGUUGGGGAAUCCAGAAGCCACUGCCUAGGGAAGAGGAAGUGCCAUCUAUUGAUUAUGUCCUGGCAGAUGAUGUGGGUUUCUUAUGGGAAACUAUCCCACCGAACUAGGUGUCUGUUUAUUCUGCUAGCACCCCCCAGCACCACACACAGUCCCUCUCCCUUGUCAACCCGACCUCCUUGUCCACCUUCUUCCUCUACUCACUGAAUCCUGUCACAUGGUCUUUAGUUCUCCAAACCAAAGAGCCACUCAGCCUUAGGGCCGUCCUCCUGGGUUACACAUUUCCAGCUCUUCUCUCGCACUUGGAGUUAGUAAACUGUCCCUCCCCAGGCAGGGCUUCCUGCACCAACUAGAAACUCCCCCAGGCACUUCUCCCACUGUUGCGUGUGUCUUCUUAUACCCAGUUUUGUUUACUUCCGGUCCCCACCUUCACAAAGGAACACCAUUAACUUGCAGCAUUAUGGCACUAGGAUCCUUGAGCACAUACUAAGGCCUAACUAUACUUUCCCCGACACUCUGGGCUUUCUCAUGGUUUCUACGGCUUCUAUGUUUAAAGACAUGGCUUCCCACUUCCCUCUUCCCACCAUGUGUUUUCCUGGAACAGAGAUUAUGGAGAGAGGAUUGCUUGUGAUUGCAGCAAUCCAGGUAAGGAGCCAGCACAAACAUGUCUGUGCGUCUUCACCAAGUAGCUGAUGCCAAGCCCUGUUGCAAGCUCUUGUGACAGAUGCUUUAUGUGACGUUACCUGCGGUCUGAAGCUCGUCAGGUAAGCUGUGAUCAGUCAGGCCACGCACGAUGAGGUUGCAGUGCUCUCCUGUUCCCACAGAAGCUCUUUUGACUCCCGAGAGCUUUUCUUUUCAGCUUCAUGACCCCUCGGAUCAAAUGGCUGGGUUUACAUUGGGGUUUUCCCCUCCCCUGGUUCACACCAGGAGCAAAGCAUGACAGAAAGGCUUCAACCUUUAUAUGUGUAUCUUACAACCCAGCACUCUUUUUUUUUGGCUGCCCACUGCUGUACAGGAGUUUACAACUGGGAGGUUACUGUGGGUGGUCCUGGCAGAGGUGUCCCCAGCCAUGGUUGGUGCUAAACCUCACCCCCGGUUCUCACUGGGUGGUGUGGCGACUGUUCCUCAUCCCUUCCCCUGGCAUCUUGAACUAAUUCUGGAGGUGUGGUGGUGACAGGGAAAGUACGUUGAGAGGCAAGUGACUAGAGUGUGGGAAUAAACUGUGACAAUGUCAAGUGUGUUGUCACAUACCUGUAUACCAGGCAGAAGGAUCAGGAGUUCAAAGCUAUCCUGAGCUACAAGGCAAGUUUAAUGCCAGUCCAGGCUACAUGUGACCAUCUCAAACACUGCCACCACCAAACAGAAAUGUGAAAAUACUUGCAUGCCAGUGACAGCCAACAGAACAAACGACUAAAAUGUCAGCAGGGGAUGGCGGGGCAUUGGGAGGAGGUGGAGGCAAAGGUUGCAACCACAGAGCAGGAGUGGGUUCUGCUGACAGGGCUCCUGAAUACACCGACAGGUCAUUGUCCGAUGAGUCCUGCUCUCACCCCAGCUCCCUUGGAGCUGUGUGCCACUGCACUUGGAUCUUCUUUCUGGCAGUCAUAUCGGGAAGUAGCUAAGAAAUGAGGCAAGGGCAAACCCCUUUCUUUCUCUGUAAUGUGAAACCCUUCCAAAUUUUAGCAGCCUGCCCACAAGGACAGUUUAAUUUACCAAAGUUUAGUUCCUCUCCUCAACAUCCUGCAGUCUCAUUGUCCCCUGGGUCCAACGCUGAGAUGACCAACGAAUUAUCUGUCACACGCAGGUUUGGGGGUGUCUUAAGACCCAGGAACGGGGCCUUAGAGUUGCAAAGAAGCUGGAGAUCAAAGGUAGAUGCCACCAAGAGAUCUUGAAGUAAGCCAGGCCAGAGCUGAGAUAGAUUGAUUUGACAAGAUCUUGUUAAGUCAGCCAGCCUGCCUUAAAACUUGUGAGCCUCCUACCUCAGCUCCCACAGUGCUGGUAUUGCAAGAGAAGUCUUGGGUUGGGGCAAGUCUUUAACCAGUUGCCAUAGAACGAAAUAAGGAGUGGAGCAAUGGGAUCCAAACUUGCUGAUCCUGCCCUGAGAAUUGGAGACUUGAAGAGUGGAAGCAGGGUAGGGAGAGCUGAGAGAGAGUGGGGGGGAUGAAUGCACACUGGGAGGGUGAGAAGGAUCUGGAACAUGCUUUCUAAGUUUCCUCUACAUGCUUACCCACUGCAACGACACCCUAUCCUCCAUGGAACUGACAGUCAAGAGUUCUCUUCCCACCCAUCCAACUCCACUGCCACAGCCAUUGUAACUCUCACCCUUCCUCCUGCUCCUAAAACUGCUUGAAAAUGUCCCUUCUCACUCUUACUCCUGGGGGGAAUCCUGAAUGAGAAUCAAAUGAAGUUAAUUUGUCAAUAAACUCUUAACAAAACAGAGUCCAGAGACCCGGGGAUGAUUCUAGGUAACCUUCUCCUCUUAACAAAAUCACCACACUGCACAAGAUUCCUUCCCUAAGGAUGCCGGUACAGCAACUGCCACCAGCCUCAGGGGGACACCACCCUUUUUAUCUAUCCUCAGGGGUAAGAACCCGUUUACCCAAAGAACCCCUAUAACAAUCCUUAUACUCCUGAUCUGUUCAUGUGCCUAUGAUCCAUCUUGGCUCACAUAUCCCAGAUAGCAAUUUAAUUGUUCCCAAGGAAAACUUUAAUUUUAGGGAGUCGGUCUCCCUACUGUUCAUCUAAACUGAUAAUUCCCAAGAAAGCAAUGUUUUCCUCAUGUUAAUACAUGAACACAACUUCUUAUUAGCUGUGUUUGGACAACAUUUGUGAGCUAUACAUGAAUUCUGUCAUGAAUGGGUACCUUGUUACUCUCUAACUCUGGAAAAACAAUAGCAUGUAUUCUUGCAGACCAUUCUGGACGGCUCUACGAACUCAAGGACUCUUUGCGAUGACAGAGUUCAAGCUGUAAAUGCUGGUGGAGACUGAAUGUCCAUUCAGACUGCUUAGCAAGGCAGAAGACAUUUUCACGAGCUGUUCAGGCACUGUGAAGGUGACUGGGUAGGAGUGCUUCUCUGAUUCUGGAAACUUCUAGACUAGACUAGAGCAGAACAUCCAGGAUUGGUAACUGUUGUCUUCUGCCCAUGCUGUCAGGUUCCCCUGCUUGGUGAUGGGAGGCACUGUGACAACUGCACACCAGGUAGGAAGGAUGGUUUAUCUGAGUAUAUUUGGUGUGUGUUUAUGGUGGGAACAAUUUCAUUCUUUAGGCUGCCCAUCCCUUCAGUCAUUUCCCUUUGCUAUCACUGCUACGAUUUAUUGUUAUUGUUGUUGUUGUUGUUGUUGUUGUUGUUGUUGUUGUGUAAUGUGUGCAGGCACAAAUGUACCAGGGAAUGCUCCUGGAGGUUGAAGGAUCUCUUUCUGGAGUCAGUCCUCUCCACUGUGAGUUCAUGAGGCAUGUGCAGGAUGCCCUACUUUCCAAUAGAAAAGCCCCACUGACACCUGUGACUGAAAGCGUGUUCUGAGUUAGAGCUAUAAAUGCAAUAAUUGGUACGGACAAAGUAGUUAUUCAAUUCAGCAAACAGCUCCCAGCCCCGGCUGACAGAGGCAGAGUCCACUUGUGUCUGGUCCCAAUGCUUCAAACCUGUCUCUGAAAUAGAGUUCAGCAUCUUUCUCUUUCCCCUAACGCCUUUUCCAUCAUUUUAGUCCCUUUCAAAGGAAAACCGGCUUCCUCUAGCAAAUAACCAAGUACCAUUUGGUUCUUUGUCUGCACUUGGCUUCAAUCCCUACUCCACUCCACCCCCAGCAGAGCUUGAGACAAGAUUCUUCGGAAAUCUGCCAAUCAGAGCACUAUUUAGGAGUUCCUGGCAGGAAGGUCACCUGGGAAUUCUGAGUAAAGUGCACUUUAAAGGAGCCGCGGUCCAACUCUCCCGGAAGUGCUCCCAGAGCCAUGAGAGGCCUGGACCAAAACAUGACAUCUCUGCGGAAGGCGGUUUCUGAAUAAGCCCGAGGCCUCUAACCAGGCAGAAGGCGACCGGGAUGAAAUCCUUUAUCUCCAAACCCGAAACCACAUUGAGCUGAGCUCUUGGAAGCGUCUGCGUUUCCCUGGCGACGACGCGGCGCAGCAUGAUGACGCAAGGCUUCAGGCAGCAGCAACCCGAGUCAAGGGAGGGAUGACGUCACGUUCCGGGAUGGGGCCGGGGCGGCACCACCAACCUGCUCCACCCUCAGAGGUCUGGACAUUCCUGAUCAACAGUGUUUGCCGGACCGACGCCAGUACUAGGACCACGGACCGACCGCAAGCUGGAUCCGGGCGGUGACAGUACCAUGGGAUCCUCAUCGGAAAGAAGAGACAGUGUUUUAUGGUCAGACAUCCCCAAGGGCCCCCUUAGUGCCUACCGAGCAAGAGCCUCCUUCAAUUCCAAGGAGCUGAUGCUCUUCUGGGACGGCCAGGAUGUACUCGACUUCAAGAAAACCAUCUUCUCAACUUUGGAGAAUGACCCUCUCUUCGCCCGCCCAUUCGGGGCUGAUCUGCCUCUGGAGAAGGAACGAGAACUGAACUUCCUUCGCUGCAAGAGGGUCUUUGAGUAUGGCUUCUUCAACGCAGAGGACAUGCUAAAGAACCCCCUGAAGAUUCUAGUAUUGAUGAACUGCCUGGGCAUGUACGACUGGUCCCUGGCCAACAAAUGUGUCCUCCACAUGUUGGUUUUUGGAUCUACAAUUAUCGGUUCUGGUUCUGAGCACCAUUUCAAGUACCUUGAGAAGAUAUAUAACCUGGAGAUUUUUGGCUGUUUUGCUCUCACCGAACUGAGUCAUGGGAGUAAUACCAAGGCCAUGAGAACAACAGCUCACUAUGAUCCUGCUACCCAGGAAUUCAUCUUACAUUCUCCAGAUUUCGAGGCUGCCAAAUUUUGGGUGGGCAACCUGGGCAAGACCGCAACUCAUGCGGUGGUGUUUGCCCAGCUGUACACGCCAGAUGGCCAGUGCCGAGGGCUGCAUUCCUUCCUGGUGCAGAUUCGGGACCCGAAGACCCUGCUUCCCAUGCCAGGGGUGAUGGUCGGUGACAUGGGGAAGAAGUUGGGACAGAAUGGCCUGGAUAAUGGAUUCGCCAUGUUCCACAAAGUUCGAAUUCCUCGCCAGAACCUGCUGGACCGGACCGGGAAUGUCACCUCUGAGGGCACUUACAACACCCCCUUUAAGGAUGUCCGGCAGCGUUUGGGGGCAUCAUUGGGCAGCCUGUCCUCGGGACGCAUCUCCAUCAUUAGCAUUUCUGUGGUCAACCUGAAGCUGGCUGUGAUCAUAGCUAUCCGAUUCUCAGCCACGCGGCGUCAGUUUGGACCCACAGAUAAGGAAGAGAUCCCUGUCCUCGAGUAUCCACUGCAGCAAUGGCGCCUACUUCCAUACCUGGCAGCUGCCUAUGCCUUGGACCACUUCUCCAAGACAAUCUUCUUGGACCUGAUAGAGCUACAGCGUGGCCGGCAAAGUGGGGACCACAGUGACAGGCAGGCAGAGCUCGGACGGGAGAUCCACGCACUAGCAUCAGCGGGCAAGCCCCUAGCCUCAUGGACAGCCCAGCGGGGAAUUCAGGAGUGCCGUGAGGCGUGUGGGGGACACGGCUAUCUAGCCAUGAACCGGUUUGGCGAACUCAGAAAUGACAACGAUCCAAACUGUACCUAUGAAGGUGACAACAAUGUCCUGCUGCAGCAGACCAGCAACUACCUGCUCAGCCUCCUGGAGCAUCCUCUCCAAGACGGAGCUCACUUCACAAGCCCUCUCAAGACAGUGAACUUCCUGGAAGCCUACCCUGGAAUCUUGGGCCAGAAGUUCAUGGCCUCCAGCAAGGCUGACUGGUUGGACUCAGAAGCCCCCCUGGCAGCCUACCGUUGGCUUGUUUGCUACCUGCUCCGAGAGAGUCAUCAGAGAUACUGUCAAGAGAAAAAGUCCAGAGGCAGUGACUUUGAAGCAAGGAACAACAGCCAGGUGUAUGGCUGCCGGCCCCUGGCCCUGGCCUUCAUGGAGCUCACUGUGAUGCAGCGCUUCCACGAGCAUACACACAGCUCUAGCGUGCCUCCAUCUCUGCGGACUGUGCUUGGACGGCUCAGCAUGCUCUACGGCCUGUGGUGCCUGAGCCAACACACGGCCCUGCUCUACCGAGGUGGCUACAUCUCUGGGGAGCAAACAGGAAAAGCGAUGGAGGAUGCCAUCCUGAUGCUGUGUGUGCAGGUGAGCCGUGUCACCUUUGCUGGGAACCCUCUCUCUGUCCAUACUGUACAGCCUCUACUGUCACCCCGAGGCUAUCCACCCAAGCCCCACCAUCACCCAAUUGUUAAUAAACUUCAGUGCGCCUGGCAGGAGUUAUCCGAAGGGGAAGAACACUGUAUGCAUUUCAAGAAAGUCCUUGGGCAUCCCCACAGCAGAUUGAUCUGUGGGGCUUAAUAAUAGUCCGUGUGAGGAAGCAGGGGUCACGGAACCACCGCCUCAGCUGCAAGUGUGAUAGCUUUUGCAGGAGCUCAGGAGCACUUUCUGCCCCUGUGGCUUCAGGACUUCCUUUCCGGCCUCAGAAAAGCAGUCGGCCAUAGGCUGGGGCUGGGCCUCGGGGGACAGGCUAACAGCCCGCACUCAUCACCUCUGUCAGCCUCCCAGCUUUGCAGCAACAGCACAUGCUGGCUGUCCCGAGUCAAUGGCGACAUGGCAGAAGAAUGCAAACACACACCCAGGGAAUCCAUAACCCAGACCGGGGAGGCCUCAGAGCACUCCGUGCCUGCUCAGGUUUCCACUGCACUGGAACAGCCAACCACAGGUCUCUGUUACUCCACGGUUGCCCUGGAGACUGUAGGGCGUUGCCAAGUGGACGGACUUUGUUUCCCAACAGCUGAAAGACGAUGCGGUGGCCUUGGUGGACGCGAUUGCCCCUUCUGACUUUGUCCUGGGCUCCCCAAUUGGCAGAGCUGAUGGCGAGGUAAGGGGGAAUGCCUCCUGCGGCCACUGAGGCGCGGCUGGAGUCUCUGUGGGCCCUGAGGUAGUGAGCAGUCUCGGGCGCCUUCCUGGAAAUGGUCACCCUUGGGGAGCUUUCUGGGGACAGUAUCGAAGCUCUUUGCCACUCCAGCUCUGUGUCUCAGGUACCAUUCCUGACCAGCCUUUACCCCAUGAAACAGGGAAGUUGCACCGUUGUCCUGAGUGACAUACCGUUCCUCUGCAGGGACUGAGGCCCAGCUUCCUCAUCCCUCCAUGCCUGCUCUCCACAUGGGUCCUGCAGCUCAUUCACAGACAUGAUGUCAAAGCCGUAACCUUGACAUAACAGCUACCAUUUACCCACCCUGGCCCUGGUCUUUCUGGUCAGACAUGACCCCAUCUGCUUGGUCUAUUUUUAAAACCUUUGCACCUUCAAGUUCUCCUCUGCCCUGCCCUCCAAUCCCAGUUGACUACCCUUUGACUAUCCCAACUGUGGGGCCAUUGCCCCUCUGUGUCUUCCUGUACAGCCCUACAGCUCUUGUUUAGCUUCCUGGUGUCCACUUGCUACUGAAUUCUAGAAUGGUUUGUUCAGAAGUAGUUAGUGGACUUGGGCCUCUCUGUCACCAACAGCCAGGCACCCAAGAUGCAACUAGCAUCUUCUACCGCUGCUGCACCUCCCUGCCCUGUGUGACAGCCCACCACAAGGUGACGCCCAUGUAGGGAGACAUUCACAACCUGGUGUUCCACAGUGCCCUGCUACCUGUGAGGCUAUACCACAUUAUUCUGUCAAUAUGACAUUGUAAGGUGUUCCAGCCAUGUGCUUGAGGUCUGAUGGUUGAGGGCUAGGUUUAAUCUUACCCACUCCAGGGUCAUGGUGGCCUCAGACAGCACUUGGGGCUCAGUGCUUCACAAGCCUGUGAGGGUCCUGUCUAGGGGGUCUGAACCCCAAGAUUGGCACACUCAGACUGCAUGUGCAUUGGGAUGGGCACCCAGGGAGCAGACAUGAGUCCGAGAGUUCCCAGAUGCAUCAGGAGCAUGUACAAGCAGGGCCGAUACCACACCGUUUUUAUGAUUAGAGCCUAAGGUGCAGCGAAGCCUGCCAUGUGGUCCAUGCACAGCAGAGCCAGCUGUGGACAGAGACCUGGGUCCUGUGUUAGAACUGAUGGAGAACUUUGAGUAUGAAGAGAACACUGAGGAAUAGAGCUUGCCUCAUUUGGGUGCCCCCAAGCAGAUCAGCCUCUCAGGCAUUUGCAAGCAGGACCUUCAUUGUGGGACUACUACAUCCAUGCCUGGACGCACAGGGACUUCUGUUUCUGGGUGCUGCAGCUCAGUCCAUGGCAGUGAGGUACUGCCUGUCAGGGGGACUGCACACACCCCUCAGCCUAAGGAAGAGGUGCUCUUCCCAGGCAGACAUGGCUUCAGGAAUGCAAACUCAGCCGGGGGUCUGAGAUAGCGCUGAUGGCAGUGCUAUCAGCUCUGUGGAACGUGGCCAGGUUCACGCCACGUGGGCGAGAGCAGUCUGGGUCUGCUGUGCAGGAGGGCAUGGGGCCAUCUGAGCCAUUUGCUCUGCUGUGGCUCUGCCCUAGCUGACUCUGCCCAAGGUUUCCACAUCUGUAGCAGGUGUAGGAUCUGGCCAGGUAAGAUCUGGGCCUGCCUCUUGGAUAGCAUCUAUUCUGCCUGUCUUCCACUGAGGAAUUGAGACCAAGAAUAGCUAAGACUCCAGUGGGGCCAUCGGGGACCCAAGCCCCCACCCCCACCCAGCCUCCUGCUCUUCAGCCACACCUGGCUUGUGCAUCCUGAGCUGUAGGAUAGCUGGGACAGGGCUCAGAGAAGACAGAACAGGGUCUGGCAAAUGUGGAAGGUGAGGGCAGAAGUGGGGGAAGGGUGCAAAUGUAGGAGAGGCUGCCACAGGCAGUGAGUUCCCAGGGAGGGAAUAGCCCAGAAGAGAUGGUUCCCACCAGAAGUGCUUUUAUGGUACUUCAUAAUCAAAUUUGCUUAAUUACUUCCUACUGGAGAAAUAAAAGACUUACAUAAAUUAAACGCACAUCAUCACGACAUUUCCUAAAAAGUGACAGUGGAGAAUUUCCUGUCCUCAAGACAAGAGGACGCCACACUGGCCGCUUGUCCUCCGAGGACUCUGCUGGUCCUUGCCCUUCACCUCUACCUGGUGUGUCUCCUGCAGCUCUAUAAAAACCUGUGGGCAGCUGUCCUGCAGCAGAGCGGUGUGCUGGAGCGUGCGGCCUGGUGGCCUGAGUUCACUGCCAACAAAUCUGUGGCCAACAGGCUGAAGUCCCAGCUGUAGACACAGUUGGAGGGGUGUCUGAGCAGGAGCAGCCGAUCCAGAGGCCUGGACCCAGACAAUCAGACACCCACGCUGGAAGACACACUAAAUCCUCUCCUUGACUCUCGUCAGCCUGCCGUACCCAUCCCCAAUGGGGUAUUUGCAAGGAGUUUGCACAGUGUGUCUCCCCGAGGGCCUUGGAAUUUAACAAAGGAUUUUGUAAUGCUAUCUCGGGGGCCCAGAUAGGAAUGUAAAGUUCUGCUCAGGUAAACUUUGGGAUCCGUGGAAGAUUUUCAAGAUGCUCUCUUCUCUCUGCUGCUAUCUGCUUCUUUAACCCUGCUGUGGGGUAACCAUACGUCUGUUUACCUGCCACUUGCCACUCUGUACCAUGGACUGUCAGAAUGUAAUUUGAAGAUUUUUUAUAUGAAAAAAAAUGUUUUAUUAAGUCCUUCGGUGGCACCAGAAGUUUCCACUGAGGAAAGUGCUCCCACAAAAGACAUGCACCAGUUUGCUCACCACAGACACCCCCAUUGUGUCAGUAACUGCUUAGCUGUGGCUUUAGUCCUUUUGUUCCUAAAACAGGAGGAAUGCCCAGUGCCAUCUGUUCCCGUCAAGUGUAUCUCAGCAAAUUCACACACGGCACGACCCUGCCACACUGGCCGUAGCCAGAUCUUGUGAUCCUGAAAGGCACGUGAUGCCAUCCCUUCCUGCCGUAGGGAGGAGCCCAUACUGUUAGCAUUUCUGACAAACUGUUCCGAGCCCCAGGUGCUUGCAGAGCCUGAGAGCCUCUCUCUUCGACAUCUGCUCUCGGUCAGCCACUACACCCUCCCCUGGGUCGGCCCCUUCCCAGAGUCCCACCCCAGCUGAAUGGGGGCCUGCCAUCUUGAGUCUCUGUGGAACCUGAGGGUCAUGUGUUCACAGAUGAUGCCCUCCACCGGAAUCUAUGGCUUUUCCCAACAGUGACCACUAGGUCCUCCCAGCUCUUGGGCUCCUUGCCCUCCAAUCCUGCCAGGCAACAAUCACCUCAGCCACCUGUUCGCCUCACCAUACUUUUGUGUGGGAGCUUGGUUAUCGUCCUGUCUGAUUGGAGGCUGACUAGCAUGUCACAGAAGUGCCCAUGGUUAGAAGAGUGCUGCAUUAAGAUAAGUCACAUGAUUCCCAGGGUCAGGCAGUCUGACUGCAGAGCGCCCCCUGGUGGCCGAGGUGCCAACAGAUAACAAAUUAUUGAAAAUGGCUCAUUAGCUAGCUAUAGCUUCUGAGGGGAAGGAGAGUCAGUUUUCUCUCAGGAGUAGCCACUGGCAGGUUGAUCGGGCUCCAUUGCAUGCCCACACACCCAAGAGCAUAUGUGCGGCACAGAGUGGACUUGAUGGCUUUUGUUGUUGUUUUGUUAUGUGUGCACAUCUAUGUUUUCAUAUCUACCGGUUGGGUAUGCCUUUGUCCCUGGGUAGGGACUGGCUCUCUGGACAAGUAGAUGUCCUGUUAGCCUGCAGACAUCACAUGACUCCCAAGAACGAAUCGUGUAUCCUGGUCCCUGCUCCUGUGCAUGCACAUUCCCCUCCUCUGUCCCGAGGCAGAGGCAAGUGGUGUGUGAGGCCUAUGGGCAGAGGCCACAUUGUGAAGACAAACUUGUAAAGGUCCCAUAAAAAUGAAACAUUUGUAAACAGUGGGAAAGACUUGAAUAAUUGCAAUAAAGUGUUAAAAUUGAA
Rattus norvegicus (Norway rat) is the source of this 11037-nucleotide messenger RNA. Lineage: Eukaryota; Metazoa; Chordata; Mammalia; Rodentia; Muridae. The record is from RefSeq and is a predicted model, not a curated record.